Messenger RNA from Ostrea edulis (European flat oyster), 2540 nucleotides. Its product is annotated as molecular chaperone MKKS-like. Gene Ontology annotation, cellular component: cytoplasm; nucleus; kinociliary basal body. Gene Ontology annotation, biological process: cilium assembly; protein folding; intracellular transport. Gene Ontology annotation, molecular function: ATP binding. The transcript has 6 exons. The record is from RefSeq and is a predicted model, not a curated record. Lineage: Eukaryota; Metazoa; Mollusca; Bivalvia; Ostreida; Ostreidae. Bases 737 to 2461 code for a protein of 574 amino acids.
ACGUUUGGAUGAUUGAGACUUACAUUGGAAAAGGUCGAGUCCGACUCACUUGACUAGAAGUUGAAUAACUUCAAGUUCAACAAGUUGAAUAUAUAAUUAACCUUAUUACGUCUUGAUCACGAUUAAUGGAUAACAAGUGAUACGAAAAAUAAACAUGGUGGCACAGAACCUGAGUUUCUCUAAGAUCGGUACCUUGAUUGGAGCAUUUCUUGGAACAAGCUAUCUCAUUCACAUCUCUUGGAUGGAAUACUGCCGACAGCGAGAAAUGAAAUUAUUAGAAGUUGCUAAGAAAGAAGUUUAUGACCAAUAUCCAGAGCUCCGCCAGUACGUAAAUCUUAACAAGGAUGACUUCAAUGAGUAUGCUGACCAGUAUACGCUAAAGAUGGAAAAAAAGAAGGAAGAAAAGUAACUAUUCAUUAUUCAAAAAUUCAACGAAUUCCUUGGGAAAAAAAGUUGUAUGUCACAUGUGUAAAUGAUGAUGCAAAAAAGUCGUGGAAUAGUGAAGUCACCCAAACAAUUUUUCGUACUUUUAUUUAGUACAAUAUUUUUGAGAAAAGCUGUAGAGAAGUAUAGAUUUCAUACGAUACGCAUGAAUGAACCUUCCACUGGUUUGGAGAGGUACGAGAUGAGGAAAGCGAAACGUGAGGCAAUUAGAAGACGUGAAGAAAGUCAAUUUAUUCGGGUUAGUCAGAUUGAGGAGACGUAGAUACAGGAACAUUGUGGUUGUAUCUCGAAAAUGAGUUCAAGAAAGAGCACCAAGGAAGAGAGUACGGUUCACCAAAGUGAACUCCGGGACAAUCUGGAGGGAUUGAAAUUGUUAAAAAAUAUUGUUGUGACUUGUCGUGGCCCACAUGGUAAGGUCAAGGUCAUUCAGAAUUCAUCUGGUGGACAUGUGACCUUGACGUCAUCAUCUGGGCGUCUUUUACCAGUGUUAUCUGUAUCUAAGCCACUAUUGAAGCUGUUGGUAUCGUUGACGGAGGCUCAUCUUCGAAUGUUUAGUGAUGGCGGAUUGUCUUUGAUGGCCUGGUGUCUCAAUAUUGUUGAAUUGUCUGAGAAUUCUUUGGUUACUAACCGAUGUUUGAUAGAACUCUAUGAUGAGUUGAUGGAACUGGCUGCAGGUGUUUUGAGCUCUAACGACUUUCCAGGAAGAGUAAAUUUUACGUUGUCUAAUAUUGCUCAGAUUUUAUCGUUAGUGAGAACAAUUCUCUCAUCUAAGCCACUCUGCAAAUUGUCAUCAGAAUGUUUAAAGCACUUGACUUCCAUGGUUGUGGAAUGUUUCUUGUCCUCUGUGAAGGGAGAUUAUAAGAACACUAAUUGUGUCUUAAUUCUUACUGCGGAGGGUUUAUCAGCGAAUCGGUCAAAUUAUGUGCCUGGAAUCUUAAUGUUGUAUCCAGAAAUUUCUUCCUCGUGUGUGAGAAAACUUCCAUUCAAUGUGAAGGAUAAAAGGAUUACAGUUGCCUUGGUGACAGUGUCAAUGUCAGGUGACAGUGAUGAGGUCAUUCAGGGUCAGUAUGAACGGAACGUAGAGGUUAAUGCAGAGAAGACUGUAAUAGAUUAUAUGAAGACGUUUUGUGAUCGUUUGAUUGGCUGUGGAGUGGAAGUGAUCAUGUGUCAAAAGGUCAUUCAUCCGUGGAUUAAAUCCCAGCUGAGGCAACGUAAAGUGUUUGUGAUUGAGCGAAUGGGAGCCAGACUGACAAGCUUUGCUCAAGAUUUGACAGGUGCAACCCCUAUCAACUCUUUCUCCUGUGAUCCAGACAAGUGCCUUGGCUAUUUGGAUUCUAUAGAUCAUGUCGUCCUGAACAAGAAGAGUUAUCUCCACCUACAGAGGGCAGCCAUUGGGAUCAACACUUUAAUGUUGUACAGCAUGGAGGAAGAGAUGGUAUCAGAGCUCAAGUUGGUAUGCGAGACGGCUUUUGACACCUUACAGAAUAUACUGCAGUGUCCCAUAAUGCUUUGUGGUGGAGGAUGCUGGGAAACAAGUCUUAGCUUUCACAUCAAACGGAAGGUGAAUGAAAAAAAGAAUUCAAUCCUUGAGAAAAUCAGGUGUACCCCAACAGCAUUAUCAUCAGCCUGCGAAAUCUUUUGUAAGAGCCUCUUUCAGAUUGCCAUGACAACUGGACAUACUGGGGUCAUGAUGAUGACUUCCUUUCCUACCUUUCACUGCUGGAGAGUUCCACUUGAUAGUGAUGAACAGUUCAAUGUUGGAACUUUAACCUGUGCAUGUGGGACAGUGACUGAGCACUUUGAGAAUUUGAUGUCUUUGAAUGAUGUAAAUGUUGAUGCAUAUUCAUCUACAGAUGAUGUAAUUUUGAAAAAUGAAGUUUAUAAGAUUCAACAGAUUUCACAAACAAAGUCGUGUGUUUUAGAUUCUUAUAUUUGUUUUAGCAGUGCGUUUAGGAAGGCUGUUUUCACAGCCAACAUGAUGUUGAAUGUUGGAAAUUGUUUACAGGAUAUCAAUUGAAAUUAGUCGGUAUUUAUAAUUGCAGUAUGUGUGUUUGGCAUUGAUGGGUUAUAAAUCAAUAAAUUUGAUUACAUGUUUA